AAAAAACAUAUACAAGAAUUUCAAAUUUGUCAAUUUUUGGAUAAACUUAAACUAAGGAACCAGCAUAAUCCUGAGAGUCAAGUGGAAUCCAUUGGUUCACCAACAAGUAGCCGUUGACGCUUCGGAAGGUCGCGCCAUGUACGAGAAUUCGUGUUCGUAUCAAACGGCGCUGGACUUGAAGCGCGUGUCACCGCCGACGCUCGCCCAGGUGAAGACGGAGGAUUGCCUGACCCUGGGCCAGUGCUCGCCGGACUGGACCUCAUAUCGCUUCCAUCAGUCGACGUUCGAGCAGCUGAAGCAGAGCGUGGAGAAGGCCAAGGCGGCGCUGCAAGAUCGCAGCAGUUUCUUUGGUGCCAGCAGCGCCUUCAGCGACAUCUACUCCAGCCAGCGGCUGAGCGACACGCUGGACACGCUGCCCGCCAUGCAGAAUGGCAGUGGAGCUGGCAACUGUUUGGGUCUCUCACACAAUGCGGGCGCUGGCGUGGGCGUUGGUGUGGGUGUGGGCGUGGGCGUGCUUAAUUACAACACCGUAAGCAGCAGCAGCAGCGUCGGCGUCGGCGURCUUGGCAGCAGCGUGCAGCGACACCGCCUCGAUACACUGCAGCCCCCCUCGGGCUGCUCGCCAGCGGGCACCCAGCACGGAGUCAUCACGUCCAGCGCGGGCCAGCUGUCAGCCUCCAGCUUGGAUGUGGUGGCCAGUUCGCCCUCGUUGCCACCGGCGCUGUCAGCGUCAACCACCUCGCAUGUGGAGCACAAAGUGCGAACAGCUUUAAGUUAA
Molecule: messenger RNA, 778 nt
Organism: Drosophila arizonae
Lineage: Eukaryota; Metazoa; Arthropoda; Insecta; Diptera; Drosophilidae
Gene: Ets65A
Product: DNA-binding protein D-ETS-3
Biological process (GO): regulation of transcription by RNA polymerase II; cell differentiation
Cellular component (GO): nucleus
Molecular function (GO): DNA-binding transcription factor activity, RNA polymerase II-specific; sequence-specific DNA binding
Source: RefSeq, a predicted model, not a curated record